GUUUUUAAUAGCAAUGAUGCACACCUUUGGACUUGAAGAUCACUACACGUCCAAGAUAUUUGCCAAAGGACUGAAAUCGGGCAAAAACGAAGAUGAGAAAUCAUUCAAUCAUUUUCAGAGGUACGUCAGACAGCUGGUGGACCAGUACCUGGACAAGGAAGUUGUCAUCAGCAAGCAGCCCGAAGACAAAGUGGAACUGAUUGUGCAGGCCUGUCGGGAGAAGUUCCCAGAGUUCGCUCACUGGACUACUACUCGCAUCAGGAUCUACAUCGAGUCCUGCCGAAGACUGAAGAAGAUCAAGAACUCUCCUCUUCUUCUGGCUAAAAGAAAAGCAGCAGGCAGGCGUUUUAGAGAGGGCCAGAAACUCAAAAAAAUAAUUGCAAGUCAGUACUCGAUGCAGGCUGCGGAGGCGAACAGACAGCUCGCUGAGUACCUGAUCAGGAAUGGCCGGACCGUGAACCAGGUCAAACCUAAACGCCUCAGCCCUUACAGCCCUCAGCAAUUUAUCGAGGAACAAAUCAACGCCAUCGGUAUCAAGACGGAAGGAGUUCAGAUCAAGAACGAAUCAUCAACAUCUCCUUAUAUGGACGGGAAGGAAGGUUACACUCAGAUGCCGAGCAUUACCCUCCAGAACCAAUCUAUCAAUCCGGUUCUGAGCAGUCUGAUGAACAUGACACCGUCCUCCCUGCAACCACCCUCCAUGCUAGACCGACACACCAUCACUCCGCCCAACAUCCCGAUAUCCAAACUGUCCCCUCUGGGAACACCGCUCCCCACCAUGGCACCUUCUUUCAAUCCGCACCAAGUUGUACCUCCAAGAGUGGUCAGUCCAAGAACACCCACUGCCUCUCCCCCCACCAUGAUGUCAAAUACUCUCUUCAACAAGCCCUCACUCUUCAAAUCACCCCAGGAACCAUUUAAUGACGCAGAGAUGGCCCAACCAGAAGAUAGCACAGAGAGCUCAGUGUCAGACGCUAUAGGCAAGGUAAUAAGCGCAAUGCUGCAGAAUGAGAAAUCUAAGCAGACGGAGGAAGCAAAACAAAACACCAGUACUCCAAAGAGCUGUCCGUGGAGCAUCACCGGGUCCCCGGUGCAACAAGAAAGACAAAUCCUCUCACCUCUGUCUCCACCCCGGCAAAGGGAUCAACCUCAACUUUCUCCCAAACAGAAGAGCUUCCAGAUAGAGUCCCUGAUGAACAGCUCGCAGAAGGAGGUCUCACAGGGAGCCAACACCACCGGAAUUACAGUCAACACCUCUCCGCUAAGAUUGCCGCUGUCCUUGGAGAAACACUCGGUGAUGAGCAUGACGGAGAUCCUGAACGCCAAGACUCUGGUGACGAGUUACAGAGAAGCUGCCAACUUCUUGUACCGAGCAGCUUCUGAACUUGAGCAGUUGCUUCCAAAUGACCACAGAGUGUUUUGAAGAGAACAGGUUUGAUGGGCCCAUUGAGUGAUCCUGUUUAUUUAAUGAUUGUGAUUUGUGAGGUGUAUUAUAAGACAGUGAAACAUAUCAAGGUAAAUUAAUUACUCCUAGAUUUCAGAGUAUGCAAGAGUGAAGAUUCCUAAUAUGUUGGAUUACUGUACUGAACUCUUUAAACUUUUAAAUGAAUUCUAUCGGGUAAAAUGAGUAAUGUGACGGUUUUAUCGAUUUGAUGCAAUACCGAAGUGUUUUUAUUUUAUUAGAUCCUCUUCAUUCGAUACAUAAUUAAUACAAUUAUUGCAACUGAUUGGAGUUAAACAUAUAAGUGAUACGAUAGUUUUACUUGUAGAAGCUUUCAAUAAACAUGUGUUAAUCUUCGUCAGCUGUAGUUAUUAUAAUAACAUUAAUUACGUGCUACGAACAAUAUUGAGAGAAGCUGGAUCUCCUCACCAAUAUUGUACACUUUUUCUUAGAUAAUUUAAUUUGUUCAUAGCGCAUUAGUUCUUAAACAAUUUUAAACAAUUAAUGAAUGUAUCAGUUUUUACAGAGGCUAAUUUUCCCGGUAUUUAUUUGAAAAUUAUACCAAUUGGAUAUUUAUUUAAUAUUGCAUAAUUUAAUAUUUGAGUUUAAAUGUAAUUUUAGUUUAUUUCAGUUUAAUUUUAAGUUUGUUUCGUCGUCUGCACAUGGAAGACGAUAAAUAUUUAUAAUAUUAAUUCUGCAGUUUUAUCACAGCUACAUGCUAUAGU
Molecule: messenger RNA, 2166 nt
Organism: Bolinopsis microptera
Lineage: Eukaryota; Metazoa; Ctenophora; Tentaculata; Lobata; Bolinopsidae
Exons: 8
Coding region: 14-1423 (469 amino acids)
Source: RefSeq, a predicted model, not a curated record